AUGUCCAAGGAGCGCAAACUCCACUUUCCCAAGUUCCUACUCCCAUCGACCAUAUUCCCUACACACGGGCUUUCUCCGGACUCCAAAUCCCGCAAGUCCAAGUACCUGGAAGGACAUGUUCCCUAUCUGCGCUGUGCAGGGUGCGCAUCACAACUUUGCUUCGCCUCCCAGAUUAUUAGCAAGGGAUUUACAGGUCGCCAUGGACGUGCAUAUCUCGUCUCAGCGGAGCCGGUGGCCACAGCCGUGUCGGUCAGCGCGUCCUCUUCGCCCACAACUUCACUCCCAAACACAAUAUUACAGCGCCCAGUUCCUCGCCAGUUAGUCACAGGUGCCCAUACAGUCAGCGAUGUGAGUUGCGCAUUCUGUGACAGUGUUUUGGGCUGGAAGUAUGUUGCAGCCGAGGAGGAAUCACAGCGAUACAAGGUUGGCAAGUUUAUUCUGGAAACCAAGAAAAUCACCACCUCUUCCUGCUGGGAGUCUCUGCCUACUCUUGAUCCGUCUAUGCGAUCAGAACAGCAAUCGGAAGGAAUCGAAUCUGCCCCCACAGACGCCGAGUUUGACAGUCAGGAUGAAGAUGAGUGCGAGGAUUUGUUCGCUGGCAUUUGGAGUCCUGGACUCGCUACGCGUCGACGAAGUCGCAAGAUUGAACGUCGACCUGCCAUGUUCUAA
Penicillium antarcticum is the source of this 669-nucleotide messenger RNA. Its product is annotated as yippee/mis18 family protein. The record is from RefSeq and is a predicted model, not a curated record. The coding region runs from base 1 to 669 and encodes 222 amino acids. Lineage: Eukaryota; Fungi; Ascomycota; Eurotiomycetes; Eurotiales; Aspergillaceae. The transcript has a single exon.